AUGCAUCAAGCAAUAACACAGACGGAUAAAAAGUUGACACCACUAAACCUUUCAGAAAAAUCUUUCGACCCUGAGGCAAAGAUAACCCCAAUGCAGGAUCUGGUUCGCCAAUGGAAAGCCAAACCACUACAUGGUCGGUAUAGGAGCCGCAUAGAAGACAACGCCAUUGACACGAAGGCUUCCCAAGGAUGGUUGCAGUCAGAUUUCGUUCGAGAAGAGUGUCAGCAUUCUAUUCAAGAAAGAAGCCUAAAAGGAACUUGGGUGAUAGAAGAGGUGCUCAAAGCUAUUGAAAAAGGUUACCAGAUUAUAGAGACUUACGAAAUAUGGGAAUACGAUACAAUUCAGCUCAGUAAAGACCAAGAGGGGUUAUUUAGCGGAAUGAUGAACAAGUUUCUACAAAUAAAACAACAAGCUUCAGGAUGGCCCAAACAUUGCUUAACGGAUGAAGAAAAAAACCGUUAUAUUGAUGCAUUUUUGGAUAGAGAAGACAUAAAGCUGGAAUUUUCAAAAAUUAUAGAGAACCCCUGUUUGAGAUCGUUAGCUAAACUUAUGCUGAAUUCCUUUUGGGGUAAAUUUGCUCAAAAAGAAAACCAAAACAAAACCUCAAUAGUCAGAGACUGUGGUGAAUUCUUUGAUAUGCUGACUAAUCCUUCUAUUCAUGUAAAUACAGUUCUCCCGGUAAACGAAGAAACCCUUCUCAUAACUUGGGAAUUUAGAGAAGAGGCCUAUGACGUUUCUUCAACGGUUAACGUUGUAUUGGCUUCAUAUGUCACGGCCCUAGCUAGACUAAAAUUAUAUUCAUUCUUGGAGAAAGUGGAAGAAAGGGCAGUUUACGUAGAUACAGAUUCAUGUAUUUAUAUCUCUCGUAAGGGGUUAGACGACAUAUCUACAGGCGACUUCAUAGGUGAUAUGACCGAUGAGCUCAAUGGGGGUUUCAUAUCAGAGUUUGUUUCUGGAGGACCUAAGAACUACGCCUACAAAUAUACUACUUUGUCUGGAGAGGAACAGAUCGUAUGUAAAGUAAAAGGCAUAUCACUCAACUACAAGGCAUCCCAAGUAGUCAAUUUUGAGAAAAUAAAAGACAUGGUGCUGAAGAAAUCUGAUCCUGUUUCUGUACUUUCUCGACAGCUACGACGUACAAGAGAGCAUGCAGUAGUAACAGUCGAGUUUCCUAAGGUAUACAAGAUAACUUCAAUGAAAAGGAAAUUCUAUGAAGAUCAUACCUCUGUACCAUUUGGAUUUAAGAAAAUAAAGUAUUGA
This is a messenger RNA of Acanthoscelides obtectus, 1260 nucleotides long. The record is from the annotation of a GenBank genome assembly. Lineage: Eukaryota; Metazoa; Arthropoda; Insecta; Coleoptera; Chrysomelidae.